Molecule: messenger RNA, 1466 nt
Organism: Equus caballus (horse)
Lineage: Eukaryota; Metazoa; Chordata; Mammalia; Perissodactyla; Equidae
Source: RefSeq, a predicted model, not a curated record
AUGCGCAGGGCUGUAUCUCCUCUUGCUGCCUUCCCUCGGCUCUGGAACACCUGCUGCUUGGCUGCCGCGGCUGUGUCGCUUUUCCAAGGGAUCGGGCACCAUUCCGGACCCACGUUCGCUAGGGGUCGGUUUGCGGGGAGCUUCGCAGGUCGGGUCCUGCUGCAGCCUCUGGGGAGAGAGCCGACCUCUUCGAGUGAGCGCCGGCAGCCUGCACCCUGCAGUCUGGGGAGCCUGCGGACCCGCGGCUGCAGUCAGCCCUGCACGAUCCAGGCAGGGUUGAAUAGGGAAGUGGCAGAACGACCAAUGAAAGCGCAGAUUCCCGACCGCAAUCAAGUUGAAGAAACGUUUCCACUACUUAAAGAGGUACCUGUAAACUGUAUUUAUUCAGCUGUCUCAAUGGGAUUUUCUCUUAGUAAAUCUGCUACUCAGGUAUCUGCUAUGCGUAUGGAUUCGAAAGUGGAUGAUCACUUAAUGCAUGGGGCCGAGAAAAGCAAGUUGGAACCAGUGACUCAGUUAUUUCAAAACACCAAGAAAAUAAGAUUAGAAGACAGAAACCAAGAAAACUUUGCAAGAAGUAAAGAGACUGGCACAGAAUCUCUUUCAGAGAAAGCCUUGGGUCCAGUGGUGUAUGUUAAAGAAAGUGAUGGGAUAGAAAUGACAGAUGUGGAAUGAAGUUAUUUGUACAUAUUAUCAAAGAACCCAAAACUUGCUUUUGACUAAGAGGGCAGCUGAAUGAGAACUUAACCGUGUUAGGAAAUCCUAACAAAAUGAAGGAAGACGACUGCUUAUUUUUCACUAUUUAUGAAUCACCUUAGACUGCAUUUUUUGAUGAUACAAAUUAAAAAAAAACGUUGCUUUAGGGAGAAAAAGCUUUCCAAAAUUCAAAGCAGAUUUCUCUGGUAUUACAUUCUAUCUUUGUCAAAAAUCAAAAUUUUUGAGUAACAGUAUUUAAAUGGCACCAAAACAUUUUAAUUAUAUUUCUUUAACAAGUGAUCAAAAAACAGGGCCCAGACAGUUUGACAUCAGUAUUUCACACUAUUUCUGGUGUACUCCUUUUGUAUGUUAGAUUUCCAGUUUGGGACUUUGCUUUAGGCUACUUUAUCUUCCUGCAUUUUUACAUUUCUGUUCUGUAAAAGAUGAGUGCAGAUAAACUCUGCCAAAGACCAGUCAAUCACAUACCUUGGGAAGCAUUUCACAUUUUAAAUCAUCCUUUUAAAACUGUUUUUUUCUCCUACACUGAAUUCAUUUCAGAGUUACAAAAUAGCUAUUUCCAAGUGUAAUAGUUUAUCUUGCAGAUGCUAACAUUUUAUACCACCGCUAAUUAAGAAAACAGUCUAGUGUUAAAAAAUUCUUGUUUUAUAGAUAUAUCAGUCUGCCGUUCAUAUUGAAACAUCUAGUAAUUUGAAACAGCAGUAUUGUCCCAAGUAAUGUUAGAUGAAAUUAAAACCAUUUUGUGUCUGUAGUGU